Messenger RNA from Phragmites australis (common reed), 1109 nucleotides. RefSeq names its product monothiol glutaredoxin-S4, mitochondrial-like. The transcript is spliced from 8 exons. NCBI's taxonomy places the organism in Eukaryota, Viridiplantae, Streptophyta, Magnoliopsida, Poales, Poaceae. The record is from RefSeq and is a predicted model, not a curated record. The coding region runs from base 164 to 721 and encodes 185 amino acids.
CUCCUUCCCCUCUCCUCCUCCUCCUUCGUCCAUUCCGCCCGUGCCUCCUCCGUCCACCCCGGCGCCGCCUCCUCCUCAAUUUGCGUCGUUGAUCCCGCGCGGGCUUGCACCGCCGCGCCAUCACCGGUGUGGUGGGAGUAGGGUUCCUAAUCAGGAAGGUGCCAUGGCGAGGUUAGUGUCCACCGCCCUCAUGAAGGGACUUGUGAGAUCGUCCCGAGCGUCCAAUGCAGCUGCUGUAUCACGACCAGCUAUCCAUCAGUUUAUGAACUAUUCAUCAAGUCUUGGCGGUGCUCCUAAUGCCAAUGGAGACUCGAGUACAACACAAGUAGCUGCUGAUCCUGAUACACAUCAAGAUUUCCAGCCAAGAAGCAAAAGUUCGGACAUGCCUUUGCACGACAUUGUUGCUCAUGAUAUCAAGGAGAAUCCAGUCUUGAUCUAUAUGAAGGGUAAUACUGAUUCUCCAAGGUGUGGGUUCAGUGCAUUGGCAGUUAAGGUCCUCCAGCAAUAUGGUGUCCAUAUCAUUGCUAGAGAUAUUCUGGCGGAUAUCAAACUCAAAGAGAGUGUUAAAGCCCACACUAAUUGGCCUACAUUUCCACAAGUAUUUAUCAAAGGAGAGUUUGUUGGGGGAUCCGAUAUCAUACUAACCAUGCACCAGAAGGGUGAACUUAAGGAUCUGCUUGCCGAUAUCCCACAAAAAGGCAAACAAAAUGGUGGCUCAUGAACAAGCCACACUUUGGAUACGAAUUUGUGUUCGUUGUGAUCUGGUCGUGCCAAUCAUAUGAUGGAAGAUCCCUCAGUGGCUCAAUUCCAGGAGUAUCCCAUAUUCUCUUCCGUGAUAAAUAAACGUCACUUCACGACACUCUUCUUUGGUGUGCGCUGUGCAGUCCGCCUUUAGGUUCCUUUUCUUUUGGGCUGAACGAGAGCCGCAGUAGAAAACGAGGCUAUGACACCCUUAUAUGUGCUACUAUUCUAUUUUUACCAGUUAAAUUUGUUUUUGUUCUUAACUGCCUUCCACCAGAAAAACACGUCAGGCUGUGUUGUUGGCUUGUUGCGAUACUGAAAUAGAUCUGCCUGCGUAAUAGCUACGUCAUCAGAGAUGUUCUUAGAAA